AUGUUAACAAGUGAGAAAUAUGUGGCCGAACUGUCAGCACUCGCAGAAACAACGCCACCUAGCUCGUUCAGGAAAACUACAGCACUCGCAGAAACGAUGUCAUCUAGCUCGUCUAAGAAAGUUGCAGCUCCCAGGAAGAAGAAAGAAAAUAAACGUAAGAAUGAGCGACAUGAAAGAUAUUGUUACAGUAACCUCUGUGCUGUCUGCAACGGCAAUUUUUUUGACGACGAAGAGGACGAGGGAUGGAUUCAGUGCCAGAAAUGCCAAAAGUGGCUUCACGAUAUUUGUGCCGGGAUUUAUGGAAAACACAUUGUGUCCUUCCAAUGUGAUGACAGCUCUGCUUGA
Styela clava is the source of this 345-nucleotide messenger RNA. The record is from RefSeq and is a predicted model, not a curated record. Lineage: Eukaryota; Metazoa; Chordata; Ascidiacea; Stolidobranchia; Styelidae.